Gossypium raimondii (Peruvian cotton) is the source of this 1006-nucleotide messenger RNA. RefSeq lists its product as hypothetical. The transcript is spliced from 4 exons. The coding region runs from base 101 to 883 and encodes 260 amino acids. Lineage: Eukaryota; Viridiplantae; Streptophyta; Magnoliopsida; Malvales; Malvaceae. The record is from RefSeq and is a predicted model, not a curated record.
AAAGAAAAGAAAAGCCGAAUGGAUGCAUGAAAGCCUGAAAAAUGGUAGCCUCUAAUCCCGAAAGGAAGAAGACCCAAGAAACAAGCUUUCACCUCUCAAAAUGGGCUCUCAAGCAAUGUCACCAUCCUUUUCCCUCUCCUCAUUAAGCUGCCAUUCAUAUCUUACUUCAUCUUCCUCUCGUUUUCUAUCUCUAAAACCUUCCUUACAGCCACUCAAGCAUCUCAAUUCUUUUAAUUACCACCCACACAUCCCUUCUCUCACCUCCGCCAAAUCCUUCAAAUCAAGGACCCGAGCUACCCUCGAUGAGAAAGAAAAGAACCCAUCACUUAUUCAAGAGCAGCAACCAAACCAAGAAGUGGAGAAGAGCGUUAAGGUUUUAAAAAACGCAGCGAAAACUAGGAAAGUACCAGCUGAGGAAGUGCUUUCAGCUUUUUCUGUUAUUGAAAAAGCUAAAAUUGAUCCGUCGGCAUUCCUUGAAACGCUUGGUGGAUUGGAUUCACCUGGUAGAACUUGGAUGCUUAUUUUUACUGCUGAGAAAAAAUUGAAAGGCGGCCGUUAUUUCCCUCUUACGGCGGUUCAGAGGUUCGAUGCUGCUGGAAGGAGGAUUGAGAAUGGUGUAUUUCUUGGACCAAUUGGUUUCUUAACCUUUGAAGGAAAAUUUUCAUGGAAGAACAGAAUAUUAUCCUUUAUUUUCGAACGAAUCCGGGUUAAAAUUGGACCUUUCAACCCUCUGGAGAUCGGUCUUGGCCAGAAAGAUGAUAGAGAACCAAACACCAAAGAUCCUUUCUUUAUCUGGUUUUACAUUGACGAGGAAAUCGCGGUUGCUCGAGGCGGAAGCGGGGGAACCGCGUUUUGGUGCCGGUGUACUCGUGUCACUACUUGAUUAAAUACAGUACAAAAUUGUAUUUCCUAUUAUGCAAAAUAUACAUUCAACUCUGUUCUUAAACUGUAAUAUACACAACAUACUGUCCCAACUCUUACAUGCAAGUAUUCCAUAUUCAAAAUA